This is a messenger RNA of Gasterosteus aculeatus aculeatus (three-spined stickleback), 4846 nucleotides long. RefSeq names its product transient receptor potential cation channel, subfamily C, member 4 associated protein a (gene trpc4apa). Gene Ontology annotation, molecular function: phosphatase binding. NCBI's taxonomy places the organism in Eukaryota, Metazoa, Chordata, Actinopteri, Perciformes, Gasterosteidae. Gene Ontology annotation, biological process: ubiquitin-dependent protein catabolic process. Gene Ontology annotation, cellular component: Cul4A-RING E3 ubiquitin ligase complex. The record is from RefSeq and is a predicted model, not a curated record.
AAUUGCCUCGAACAAGUCAUCAAAGCUUCCACUUCCUGCCCGAACAGUUCAGUUCAGGAAGAAGAAAUAAUGGCGACGCUUCUGGGGUCCGAGUCCUCCUGCACUGGAGGAAAACGACGAGUUUGCAACGGCAGCAUCGUCACGAAGUUCACGGCUAGUAAAAUUACUGGUCAGGGUUUCAGUCGAGGGACGGAGCUCCCAGGCGGGCUGCUCCAGGAGAGAGAUAAACGGGCCAAGUGGUACGGCAUCCCUACUCUGCUGCAGAGGCUCUACGAGAGCAGCCAUCCCAACAGCGACCUCUCCAAUGCCCACAGCUUUCUCAAGGUAUUAUCAUCCCAGCUCUCCGUGGAGGCCAUGUCUUUUGUCACGGAGGACAGGAAGACUGCUCAGGAAUCUACCUUCCCCAACACGUACACCUUUGACCUCUUUGGUGGAGUGCAUCUGCUUGUGGAGAUCUUGAUGAGACCCACAUUAACUGUGCAGAAGAAAAACAACAAUACAGUGAACGAUGACUUGGUCAAGGACUGCCUUAGUGUUCUCUACAACUGUUGUAUAUGUACGGAGGGGGUCACAAAAAGCCUGGCAGCGAGGGAUGACUUUGUGCUCUUUCUCUUCACCCUGAUGACUAACAAGAAGACCUUCCUACAGACCGCUACCCUAAUUGAAGAUAUUCUUGGUGUCAAAAAGGAGAUGAUCCAUUUGGAGGGAAUCCCCAACCUGUCGGGCCUGGUCCAAAGCUUUGACCAACAGCAGCUCGCCAACUUCUGCCGCAUCCUAUCCGUCACCAUCUCGGAGCCUGAUGUGGGAAACGACGACAAGCACACCCUAUUGGCCAAGAACGCACAGCAGAAACGCAACGCUAGCCCGUCUCGGGCGGAGGUCAACCAGGUAACCCUGCUGAACAUCCCCGGCUUCAUCGAGCGGUUGUGUAAGCUGGCCACUAGGAAGGUGUCUGAGGCCACGGGAGCAAACUUUCUGCAGGAGCUGGAGGAAUGGUACACGUGGCUGGACAAUGCCCUGGUGCUGGACGCCCUCAUGCAGAUGGCCACCGAGGAGGCUGAUCAAAGCAGCACGGAGUCAUCCGAUGAGAGCUCGCUGGCCACCGGCCCUCUGAGACACCGACUGCCCCAGUCCAUGAAGAUCGUCCAUGAGAUCAUGUAUAAGGUGGAGGUGCUCUAUGUGCUGUGUGUCCUUCUUAUGGGCCGACAGAGGAACCAGGUCCACAAGAUGCUGGCUGAGUUCCGUCUCAUCCCGGGACUCAACAAUCUGUUUGACAAGCUGAUCUGGAGGAAAUACACCACCUCAAAUCAUGUGGUCCAUGACCAGAAUGAGAACUGCGACUGUAGUCCGGAAAUAUCCUUCAAAAUCCAGUUCCUGCGGCUUCUUCAGAGUUUCAGCGAUCACCACGAGAACAAAUACCUCUUACUGAAUAGCCAGGAGUUGAACGAACUGAGCGCCAUAUCCAUGAAGGCUAACAUCCCGGAGGUGGAAGCACUAGUCAACACAGACAGAAGCCUAGUUUGUGACGGAAAGAAAGGCCUCCUCACGCGCCUCCUCACCGUCAUGAAGAGGGAGCCUCCGGACUCGUCGUUCAGGUUCUGGCAGGCAAGGGCAGUGGAAAGUUUUCUCCGAGGAGCCACCUCCUAUGCAGACCAAAUGUUCCUCCUGAAGAGGGGACUGCUGGAGCACAUCCUGUUUUGCAUCAUAGACAGUGGCUGUACGUCAAGAGAUGUCCUACAGAGCUACUUUGAUCUGCUGGGGGAGCUUAUGAAGUUCAACAUUGAUGCCUUCAAAAGAUUCAACAAAUAUGUCAACACCCCCAAGAAGUUUCAGACCUUCCUGACGCAGAUCAACAGUUCUCUGGUGGACUCCAACAUGCUGGUGCGCUGCAUCGUCCUUUCGUUGGACCGCUUUGAAAAUCUGACUGAAGACGUCAAAGUGGUGGAGGUGCUGUCUGAAUGCUGCCUGCUGUCCUACAUGGCCAAAGUUGAGAACAGGCUGUCCUUCCUCUUCCGACUCAUCAACAUCAUUAACGUGCAGACGCUCACACAGGAGAAUGUGAGCUGUUUAAACACCAGUUUGGUGGUCCUGAUGCUGGCCAGAAGGAAGGCUAAACUGCCCUUCUACCUCAACGCCCUGCGCGACAAGGAGUACGCUGACAAGUACCCGGGCUUCCUGCUCAACAACUUCCACAACUUACUGCGCUUCUGGCAGCGGCAUUACCUCAACAAGGACAAAGACAGCACCUGUCUGGAGAACAGCUCCUGCAUCCCCUUCAGCUACUGGAAGGAGACGGUGUCGGUGCUGCUGGGCUCAGAUAGGACUUCUCUGUGUGCCAUAGCCAGCUACAUUGACGAGCCCUUCAUGGAUCUUGACAGAGACCUGCUGGAAGAUUGACCUCCUGUGUGCGCGGUGUGAGUGCAUGGGAGGUCGGGGGUCGGGGGGGGGUGGUUGGGACUGGGCAGACGGCCAGAGGGAGCAUGGACACCUAAAGCUGGUGAAGAAUCCCGCUGAGCCGCCCGGGCGCUACGUGACUGCGUUGUGGAUGCAAAGACUGUUUCCCGUCCGUACCGUCCCGUUUGAGGCCGCACUCGCCGGGCCGUCCUCUCCUCGCUAAGUACCAAACUCUUCUUCAGAGGAAGAGGUGGAAACCAGCACUCCCUCCCCCAGACCGCCGUCACCGCUUGACACACGCUUAAGGGUGAUGACGCCUGCGUUGGUUGUUUGCUUUAGGUGAAAUUCAAAUAGAGCCUUUUUUAUAUAACCUAUAUAAAAUUCUAUGAAAAAAAAAAAAAAGUAUGAUUCAGAGUAUAUGUCAGUAUAUGGGAAAAAAAAUACAAUUCUCCUUUUGCGCAGGCUUUGUUUGAGAACGGCCGGAGCCGCUGUGCGGACACGCAGGUCUCACGGCCCCCCCUCCUCCCCACACACUGCUGACUCCAUGCCACUCCAGCGGGAGCAGGGGAGGAGCGGGGUAGUUUUCUCAAUGAACAGUUUUCAUUUAACCCGUCUGGGUCUAUUUUAUUAGGUGGCUCUCGUUGAGCAGAGCUGUCCGGCUCCACUCGGCCCAUUUUUAGGAACCCCGCGCGGCUCCUCUCACCUUAAACCCUCCACGUCGUUGUGGCUUCACCCAGGGACUCGUUUCUUCACCCCGUUUGGUUUUGAUUUACUUUUGUGUUGUUGAAAACAAUGGAUUUUAGCUCAUGGAUGAACUGUAGAAUAAAACAUUGCACAGAUUAUUGUUUUAUGUUUUACCAUAUUUUGUUCAUUAAAAACAUUUUCAUUUUGUAACCGAACUUGUAUCCAUGUUGUGGGAGAUGCUUUGGGAGGAGAAUAAACUAUGCAGGCGCUAGUGUUUAACAAACCGCUCUAAUUGUUCCAGUGCAAACGCUCGAGCUUCACCCCGUCAGCUUUGGAUUGAGCUUCUAGCGCCGUCGCUGGUCUCGCUCAAUGAGAUGCGAUGGCUCUGUUUGCGUCGGCCCACUUGGUCUUUGGUUUCGAUAAAGAUGAAGCUUUGGGGCCUGAAUGUGCAGCUGUUUUUAUCGAAGUGGAAGAUGCAGGGCUGAUCCAGUGUCUCGAAUUAAAGCGACCCGAUACAAGAACAGAUGGAUGAGCUACCUCAUAUUCUGUCCCGACGCGUACGGAUUAAACCACUAACGUCAAGUGUACAGUUUUACUCCCUGCAUGUCAUGACUCGUAACUGUUCAUGUGAAUGUAUAAGGGCAUUUCUACAGGUCACCCGAUGCCGCCUUGGGAUACAGACACAAAACGUCCUGUACACUUUGAAAGCCUUUCAUUUGCUUUAAAGCUAAUUAACCAGAAAUGUUUCUCUAGCCCAAAUUCAGCAUGUCUUAAAUCUCUUGAUGGGUGUGCACAUAUUUUGAAUUAGGUCAUCUUUUGUGCUUUGCAGUGGAGUAAAGUACACUUUACAAGUGUUUCUAUUAGAAAUUGUUUGUUUUCUCGAUGCCUGAGAUGGUUGCCAUGGUUUCAUGACGACGCGAUGAGACACAGGGUACUUCUGCAGUGUUUAUAUUCCUAGUAUGUUUAACAUUGAUGCAAACCUCCUAAUCACCCCAGUCUUCUACCUUGGGAGUCAAUGACUCAGUCGGUAGAAAAACAUGAAUGUUGUGAGCGCUCUUCUGGAGCAACUAUAUAAACAAUCUGAACCUUGACUUCUGUAGCUUUGCGAUCCCUCUGUAUGAUGCACACGGGAAAUGGUUCCUAACCCUUAUGCUGUAUGUGGUGUGAUGCUCCUAGUAGGCCUUAGAUUUCAUCCAUGCGUUUGUACAGGAAAUGGUGACAUGUUAUCCCCUCGGCCCAGAACACGCUGCAGUGUUGAGCAAAUCACUUAUUUUUAGAUCCCUGAAGCUUUGACUUUAUUUACUGGAGAUUCAUGUGAUGUUUGGCAUGAAGACUGUUUUGAACUCACUAAACUGACCAUAUGGUGCUUUAUUUUUUUGGAUCAAAUAAGAUUGUCACCUCACCAUGAACGAUGGCCGCCGUCGUUUGUUGAAGGGAACGACCUUUAAUAGAUGCGAGCAGCGGAUACUGUUGAUGGUGUACUCGUAAUUAUUCAAUUUUAGGUAAGAACCCAUGUUUGCAUUGAAUAAUGCAUAAAUCCCACAUGGUUAUUUCAAAGGUUCACCUCUGCACACAUCUAUUUUGACCUUUUUCUUGACCAUUGAUUGACUGGUUAAUGACAAACGGGGAAGAUUAAUGUUUUAGGUUUCACAUUCUACUAUAGCUACUUCUGUAACCAUGUUCCUCUAAUGCUGGUAUAUUUAACUUUUCCUUAUUUAACAGCUGUUUGUCAAAUUAAUGAUAUAAUAAAUUCCUCUUUAGACCUUCA